This is a messenger RNA of Gavialis gangeticus (Gharial), 1234 nucleotides long. It is a transcript of the gene NPC2, whose product is annotated as NPC intracellular cholesterol transporter 2. NCBI's taxonomy places the organism in Eukaryota, Metazoa, Chordata, Crocodylia, Gavialidae. The record is from RefSeq and is a predicted model, not a curated record. The transcript is spliced from 4 exons. Gene Ontology annotation, molecular function: cholesterol binding. Gene Ontology annotation, biological process: cholesterol efflux; intracellular cholesterol transport. The coding region runs from base 73 to 525 and encodes 150 amino acids.
CUGACUCAGGCCGGGCCCCGCCGCUGUCCCAGAGCCCUUGCUGAGCCGAGCCGAGCCGAGCCGAGCCGAGCCAUGCCGGCCCUCACCCAAGCCCUCGCCCUACUCUUGGUGCUCGCUGCCGGCGCCCGGGCCGAGCCGCUGCACUUCCUGGACUGUGGCUCCAAAGAUGGAAACAUCCAAGAAGUAAACGUGACUCCCUGCCCGACACAGCCAUGCCAGCUCCACAAAGGGGGCUCCUACAGCAUCAACGUCACCUUCUCCAGCAAGAUUGAAAGCAAGGGCAGCAAAGCCAAGGUGUAUGGGGAGAUGCUGCAUGUGGACAUCCCCUUUCCCAUCCCUGAGCCUGAUGGAUGCAAGUCUGGAAUCCAGUGCCCCAUUGAGACGGGUCAUUCCUACAGCUAUCUGAACAAGUUGCCUAUAAAGAGCGAGUAUCCCAGCAUCAAGCUGAUUGUGAAGUGGGUAUUGCUGGAUGAUCAAGAAGACAUGCUCUUUUGUUGGAAGAUUCCUGUGCAGAUCACCAGCUGAGGAGCUGGUGGGAGGGGGUGGGUACACAGAAGACAAGAUGGGCCAAAUUCUUUUUGCAUAGCAAAUAUUUUCUGCCACCUGCUUUCAGGUUCUUUAGCCUCCAAGUGGCUGGUACUGGGCUCCCUCAGGGCUAAGUUACAGCUAUUCAGGGGCAGCAAUGAGCAAAAGGCUCUUACCCCAGCAGAGUCUGACAGCUGUGGCAUUGCAUGUUGCAGAGCUCUGAGUGCUUUGCAGAGGCUUCUGGUUACUUGAAAUGGAGCUCUCAUCCCAAAGGGAUUUCUCUGUGCAGUGAAAUGGGACUGGUGUCAAAGCCGCUCCCUGUCAAUCCUUCAGUGCCUCAUGUGGUAAAAUGCUGGCUGUUGCAUCCUUCUGCAUCUCUCCUGCUCCCUUGGGACAGUGCUUCUGGAAGCUGCUUUGGCCAUCUGCAGCCAUAGAAGGGUGAAGAGAGGGGACUAGCAUUUCCAUUUGUCUUCCCUGACUGCUGCGUCCAUCCUGGGCCCUACCAUGGCCAGCAAGCCUGCAACUGUGAAAGUCUGCUUUUUCUUGGUGGAUAUCAAGCCAAACCACAUUCAGUGUCUCUGCAGGGAUGACUCUUAACUAUCCUUUGCACUAUCUACUAACUCAUAUGGAGCUGCUGGGGGCUCUUCCAAACCUAACCUCUUUUUUUUUUUUUUAACUUUCCUUUUAAUAAAACCUGAAUAAAAGUCUA